Colletotrichum phormii is the source of this 581-nucleotide messenger RNA. RefSeq lists its product as uncharacterized. NCBI's taxonomy places the organism in Eukaryota, Fungi, Ascomycota, Sordariomycetes, Glomerellales, Glomerellaceae. The transcript is spliced from 3 exons. The coding region runs from base 1 to 405 and encodes 134 amino acids. The record is from RefSeq and is a predicted model, not a curated record.
AUGACGAUGGAUGGCACCGAGUGUGCCGUGGCUGCCUUUCCUCUGCUCGUGCACAGGCUGGCGGUGGUGCUUGCGCUCGUGCUGGGUGCUGGGUGCUUGGUGCUGGUGCCAAGUUGCCCCGGACUGAAGGUGCCGGGAUGGGCGGAGAGGUUGGUUGGUUCAAGAAUGAGGGUGGGAAGAGGGGGAGAAGAAGCAGAAGGAGAAGAAGAAGUUGGGGACUCGGAGGAGGUUGACGUUGCGCAGCGCGCGUUGGGUGGUGGUGGUGGUUGUGGUGGCAGCACCUGCGGUCUGCGGUCUGCGGUCUGCGGUCUGCGGUCUGCGGAAGCUGUGGUCGGUGGGCUGCCUGCAGUAGUUCACCUGGGGAAGGACAGGAUGAGGUGGGAAGAUCCGGUGGUUUGGUCGUGAUUGGAGAUGCUGCAGUUGUUGUCCGACACCAGCUUUCCUUUUGUUCUUUUUUUUUUCUUGUUCGAUGUAUCUGUACUGAAACGGGUGGCCGAAGAUGGCGUUGUAAUUUCGAUGACAGUCCAAGGUAAGGUAGAUUUGUAUCUUGGAGAGACCAGAAAAAGCCAAACCGAAUUGUC